CGUCCUUUCGCCUUCUCUCCUCAUCCCCAACCUUCACACACACACCCCUCUGCGCGCACAUCGGCGCUCUCACCCUUCUUUGCCCUCUGGCUGUGAUGAGCAUCGACGGCGCAGCGCGGCCCGCACAGCCCAGCAGCGCGCGCCGCUGCGUGCGCGUCCGCCCGCUGCGCCGCGCGCUCCAGCAGCAGCAAGAGGCCUACGCUUCCCCCGCCCUCUUCGCCGAGCUCUGCGCGCCGAGCUCGAGCUUCAGCCGUGCGCCGCACGCCUCGAGCAACGGCGCCGCCAAUGGCGCGCAGCAAGAGUCGCGGCGCGCGGCAGAGGCAGAGGCAGAGGCAGAGGCAAGGAGCGUCGCCGUGGCCCUCUCGCUGCCCCGCUCCCGGCGUGCGCCCCUCGUCGUGCUGCUGCGUGAGCUGCCGGCGCCGCAGCAGCAAGAGCUAGAGGCGUGCAGCUCGGACGAGGAGGAGGAGGACUCGUCUGGCGAGCAAGAACACCACCUCUACCUCGCCUCCUCUCUUCUGCGCCUCCACUUCGGGCGUACUCGCUGCAUUUCGCACCUCGAACUGCGGCGGCACGAGGCGCUGCUCCUCUCGCGCGUCGUGCUGCGCGCCCUCGACGCGCGCGCCUUUGCGUACGCCAGCGCGCACGCGGCGGCGCUGGGCGCGGCACUGCAUGCUCGCCUGCUGCGGCAGGGCGAGGUGCUGCGAGUGCGAGUGCGGCGCGACGACGACGGCGAAGGCGCGCACAAGUAUGAGUACGAGACGCUGAUGAGCGAGCCGGUACUGCAAGGCGUGGUGCAGGUUCGCCAAGAGGAGACGGACACGCAAGUCCUCGUCACGCUCGAUGAAGAGGCGGCGGCGAAGCGGGAGCGGCUGGAAACACGUCAUGUCGAGGAAGAGGAGAGAGAGGACGCGGAGGAGCAGAAGGAGGAGCUGGAGCUGGAUGAGGAAUCAGAAGAGGAGCAGGAGGAGGAGGAGGAAGGAGACGUGACGAUCGACGAGCGCUUUCUGGCGCAUUCCGUUCUGGAGGACUUCGAGCUGCCUCCUCCCUCGUCUGGCGAAGGCCAAGUGCCGAUGGACGAAAAGACUGAUCAACUCGGCGCCGGUGCUGCUGCUUCCUCAAGCAUCGCUUCCCGCUCCUUCCUCUGCGGCACACUGCUGCACAUCUCUCGCACGCUCGAGCGCAGCGCCGUCUUGGCGUCCAUCUCGGCCUGGCGCGAGCGACGACGCGGCGUCUACGACGAGCACUCGCCCGCCUCGUCGUCGUCGUCGUCGUCGGAGGAGGAAGACGUGGAUGAAGAUCUCUGUCUUCUUCUCGACGAGCGUGCCUUGGCUGCAGUGGGCGCAUUCGAGGGCCAAUGGGCCAUGGCCGACCUCGUGGGCGUGCAGGGACAGACGCGCCUCGUGCGCCUCUUCACCGAGAUCGACGCGCCUCCUCGCAUGCAGGGCGCGCCCACGAGGAGAGCCACAGCUCAAGUGCCGCCGAUGCUCUGGCAGAACCUGCACCUCGACACCACAUUCGAUGCCACUUCUUCAAACGCCAUGCUCUCGUUGCGUCCACUACGACGUUCUUCGCUCGCCUCCUCCUCCUCCUCCUCCUCAAAGACAUCAGGAGCCACACCAUCCUGUCCUCUGCCCCUGCCCUUCGCCGACGCAUUGACGAUUGCGCGCGUUGCCUCUCCACGCGCCAUCAACCGCGCCUACCAGCCGCUGUUCCUCGAGGCGCUGCGCUGCCACUUUGAGGCGCGCAGACGAGUCGUCAAGCAGGGAGAUGUGAUUGCCGUGGCGAUUGAAGAGGGACGCCUGAGAUGGACCAGGAAAGUGGACCAGGAGGAAGAGGAGAAGGAGGAGGAGGAAAAGGAUGAGGAGAGACUCGUCGAAUACGAUCUGCCCUCCUCAAAUUCCGCAGCUCUCGCAACCGGCAUCGUCUACUUUCGCAUUGUCGCUCUCACACCCGAGCUGUUCGAGCCCGCCGAAGCAUUGCAAAGCACGUCGGCGCAGGCCGAUGCCGCACUUUUGCUGCAAGAAGCCGCACGGCGAGGCGAGUUUGGCUGCGUCGUCGAGACGUCGCUGAGCAAGAUGGUGCAAAGUGGAGUCGAACACUGCAAAGUGGCGGAUGCGAUGCAGUGGUUGCAGAUUGCGCAUGAUCUUCCUCGGCGACCAAGCUCCUCCAGCAGCGUCCUCACAGCGCCGCGCAGCAACUACGCCGAGCUUCUCUCCCUGCUGCACGCCACUCUGCUGCCGCGCGCCGCACAGUACGACCUGCAUCUCUCUCUCCUCCUCAAGGGCGCCCGGGGCAGUGGCAAGCGCACGAUGGCGCACUGGGUCGCCUCGGCGUGCGGCGUGCAUGUGUUUGAGAUCAGCUGCUUUGAGCUGCUUGGCGACAGCGACGCACGCACUGAAGGCGCCCUGCGAGCCAGAUUCGAACAGGCAGCAAGCUGUGGACCGGCCAUUCUGCUGCUCCGACACGUCGAGGCGUUGGCGCGGAAGAGCCAGGCCAUGGAGAGUGGCCAGGAACCGCCGCUGGUCGCGGCGCUCAAGGACUGCAUUGCGCAGCUGCGCAAGGCGACCAAGGCGCAGAAGGGCGACAGAGCUGCGCCGCGCCCAGUGGCAGUCAUCGCCACGACGAGCGAGGCGGAAAAGUGCCCCACUGGAGUGCUCGGGUGCUUCAAGCAUGAGAUUACGCUCGAGGCGCCCAACGAGGCAGAGCGACUUGAGAUGCUGACGAUUGCACUGCGAGGUGCACAUCUCAGUCCAGAUGUCAGCCUCAAGCAUCUGGCCACGCAGACGGCCGCGCUUGUCGCGGCGGAUCUCGUCGAUCUCGUGACGCGCGCCAGGCUGGCCAGCGCAGAGAGAUUGAGGGCGGCUCGUACCCUCUCGGGCGCUUCUCCAAGCGAUGCAGAUCUCCAAGCAGCAGGCCUGCCUCUCACCGGCUCCGACUUUGACGUGGCGCUGCAAAAGGCUCGCGCGAGCUACUCUGAGAGCAUUGGCGCGCCAAAGAUUCCCAACGUGACGUGGGACGACGUCGGCGGACUGGCGGCCGUCAAGGACGACAUUCUCGAUACGAUUCAGCUGCCGCUUGAACACCCGGAGCUGUUCAGUGAUGGCCUGAAGAAGCGCAGCGGCAUUCUGCUCUACGGCCCGCCCGGCACGGGCAAGACGCUCUUGGCCAAAGCAGUCGCCACGUCCUGUUCGCUCAACUUCUUCAGCGUCAAGGGUCCCGAGCUGCUCAACAUGUACAUUGGCGAGUCGGAGGCCAAUGUGCGGCGCGUCUUUCAGCGUGCGCGCGACGCCAAGCCGUGCGUCAUCUUCUUCGACGAGCUCGACAGCGUGGCGCCCAAGCGCGGCAACCAGGGCGACUCGGGCGGCGUCAUGGACCGCAUCGUCAGCCAGCUCCUCGCGGAGCUCGACGGCAUGGCGGGCAGCGCCGAGGGCAGCGAUGUGUUUGUCAUUGGCGCCACGAAUCGCCCCGACUUGCUCGAUCCCGCACUCCUCCGUCCUGGCCGCUUCGAUCGCAUGCUCUACCUCUCCGUCGCCGAAACACAUGCGGCGCAGCUCAACAUCCUGCAGGCCCUGACGCGCAAGUUCAAGCUUGACGCCGACGUCGGUGACUUGCAAGUGAUCGCCGAGCAGUGCCCCUUCAACCUCACGGGCGCAGACUUCUACGCCCUGGCCAGCGAUGCCAUGCUCAAGGCCAUGACGCGCAAGGCGUCGCAAGUCGAUCGCCGCAUUGAGGAACUCAACGCGCGGCCGCCGCCAUACGCCCAUCCUCAUCCCCUGACGCCGCAGUUCUACCUCGCCGAACUCGCCGCGCCCGCCGAGCUCGAGGUGCUCGUCUCGCGUGCCGACUUUGAGGGCGCACUGCAGGAGCUGGUGCCCAGCGUCAGCGAGCAGGAGAUGGCGCACUACCGCGACGUGCAGGCAAAGUUCUCCAAGCCGCCCGCAGAGCGCGAGGAGCAGCAGGCGUCGGCGUCGAGCGAGGCGAGGCAGCGGCACGAUGGCAAGGCGCCGAGCAAGGGAGAGGAGAGACAGAGGGCACAAGAGAUGCUCAGACAGCUGGGCUACGACAUCACAAGUCACGCAGCGACGGCACCGCCCAUCAGCAACGGCUCGAGCAACCCGCAUGCCUCGCGCACCAACGGCACUGGGCCUGCGGCCGCCGCUCCGGCACAGGACCCCACCGCGGCGCAGCCACACGGUUCCGCGGCAGAGAAGCAGCGAGCCUCGUCGCCUGCGCAGGAAGACGCAAAGGGCAAAGGCAAAGGCAAGGCGCGUGCGUUGGACUGAACGCCUGGCGACCCUUCGCGCUGCUGUCUCGCUCUCUCUCCCUCUCUCUCAAUCUGCAAUGCUCAUGCCGCUGCAUGUCUGCGCUCUGCGCUCUGAGCUCGCUCGUCGUGUGGAGAGGCACGGCAAGGCAUCUAUGAUUGUAAUCGUCGCUAGGCAUCGCACCGGCCCUCCUCUCGGACUCCCCCUCUCUCCCUCCGCAGCUCCGUCCAUGUACCUAGAGCAUGCCGUCCAGCACAUCCUUGCCGCGUCUCUUGCUCGCCGGCGCCUGUUGCGGCGUGAACGCGUAGUCGGAGAGCA
Molecule: messenger RNA, 4580 nt
Organism: Tilletiopsis washingtonensis
Lineage: Eukaryota; Fungi; Basidiomycota; Exobasidiomycetes; Entylomatales
Product: AAA-domain-containing protein
Exons: 9
Coding region: 96-4283 (1395 amino acids)
Biological process (GO): protein import into peroxisome matrix
Cellular component (GO): cytosol; peroxisomal membrane
Molecular function (GO): ATP binding; ATP hydrolysis activity
Source: RefSeq, a predicted model, not a curated record